AUGGAUUCUUUACAUUCGGGAUUGGCAGGACGAAAAGAACCUGAGGCUAUGGCCCAUCCCAUGGUGUCAGGGGCAUUUUUCUCGGGUUGUUGGGAUAUUGUGGGGCUAGAUCUCUUGAAGGUUGCCUCGGCCCUCUUUCUCGGUUGCCCCAUCCCUAGAGCAUUCACGACAUCAUUGAUCUGUCUGAUCCCCAAGGGAGAAUCCCCCAAUUCUUUUACAGACUUCCGCCUUAUUAGUCUUUGCAACUGUGUCUACAAAAUCCUCGCCAAAAUCAUUUCGGGCAGGUUAGCUAGGGUGCUCCCGAACCUGAUUUCCCUAGAACAAGGUGCAUUCGUUCAAGGCAGGUCCAUGACAGAAAAUAUUGCGUUGGCUCAGGAAGUUCUAGGGGACAUCAACAGAAAAGUGCAUGGCGGCAGCAUAGUUUUGAAGGUAGAUAUGGAGAAAGCUUACGAUAGGAUUGAAUGGUCCUUCCUUAGGAAGGUUUUGGGCCGAUUUGUCAAUGGCGAGUUAGCCGACUUCUUCAAAUCGACUAGAGGCGUGCGACAAGGGUAUCCCCUAUCCCCUAGCUUGUACAUCUUAGCUGCCGAGGUGCUCAACAGAGGCUUCACAAGUUUGAUGGACAGGGGUAGCUGUCUUGCAUACCAGGUGGGUAGAAACUGCUCUAGGAUUUCCCUCUUUCUGUACAUCGAUGACACGUUGCUUUUUCUUAGUGGCGGCCUCAAAUCGGUCCGCGCCACUAAGAGUUUCUUAGACUAUUUUCAGAAGGUUUUAGGGCAAAAAAUUAACCUCCAGAAAAGCGGUUUUAUCAACUCCGAUCGCCUUUCUUCAGCCAGGGUCGACGCGAUUCAAAGAAUUCUGAGGAUGGCUAAGGCCUCGGCCAACAUGAUUUACCUCGGAGUUCCAGUUGUUGCGGGCAGAAGGAAAGGUUCUGAAUUUCAGCCGCUGGUAGAUAAAGUGGAUUCUCGGGUGAAUGGGUGGCAGUCUAAGUGUUUAACGAUGGCCAGUAGAGCUACUCUUAUUCAACACGUGCUUAGCAGCAUUCCUGUGCAUUCGCUUGCGGCUGCGGGCAUUCCCGCCUCGAUUUUGAAGGCCUUAGAAAGCCAUUUUGCCAGUUUCUUUUGGGGGUGGGCUGACAGUAGGAGGAAGCAUCAUUGGAGAAAAUGGUCAGAGAUUGCAGCCCCUAAAGCGGAAGGUGGGCUGGGGUUUAGAGAGUUGGCAGAAGUCAUACAAGUGUUGCGUCUCAAGAUGGCCUGGGCCGUGAGGUUCAAGGGUAGCUAG
This is a messenger RNA of Magnolia sinica, 1278 nucleotides long. RefSeq lists its product as uncharacterized. The coding region runs from base 1 to 1278 and encodes 425 amino acids. The transcript has 2 exons. The record is from RefSeq and is a predicted model, not a curated record. NCBI's taxonomy places the organism in Eukaryota, Viridiplantae, Streptophyta, Magnoliopsida, Magnoliales, Magnoliaceae.